Messenger RNA from Tribolium madens (black flour beetle), 581 nucleotides. Its product is annotated as lymphocyte antigen 6G. The transcript is spliced from 3 exons. The record is from RefSeq and is a predicted model, not a curated record. Lineage: Eukaryota; Metazoa; Arthropoda; Insecta; Coleoptera; Tenebrionidae. The coding region runs from base 70 to 360 and encodes 96 amino acids.
AUGAAAUUUGUAUAAAAGACAGAAAGGUUUUGUAUCAGCUCGUAAAAAAGUGUUCGAAAAGUAAUCAAGAUGUCAGUUUUGCCAAUAUUAUUCCUUGCAAUGGUUUCUUUAGAUGGUGCAUAUUCUCUUAAAUGCUAUACUUGCAAGGGAGUCAAAGAAUGCGAAUCUCCAUCUGAAGUUACUUGUUCAGACAAUCAGGUUUACUGUAUAGCUCUUAAUGUUCGUCAAGAUAACGCUGAAGACUUUAUUUAUAUGGAUUGUGCAAAUGAAAGUAUUGGAAAUAAUAUUUGUCAGGAUCUUGAAAAUGACCAAUGUUACACUUGCCAAGAGGAUUCAUGUAAUGAAAACCUCCCUGAAUAGGAUUAACACAGAGUAAAAUGUAAAACUACUGAUAAAUUUUAUUGUUCUAAAAACUCAUUUUGUUUAUGUAAAAUGAUAGGAAACAUAUAUUUUGUCUCACAGUCUCGUCUUCAAUUUUUUUUCUACCAAAUGUGUUUUUAAUUUUUCGGUACAUUUAUCACAAUCAUGUUAAAUACUCGUAUAAUUUUUUUUGGAAUCUAAAUUAAAAAACGUGAGGAAUA